AUGGGCAAACUGGUCCCCAACGCGUUCAAUCUUGCGGUCGUGAUCUUCGUCGCUUUGGGCUCAACAGCUUGCAGCUAUGGCAUGGCCAUUAUUAGUUCGACCAUCGGCCAGCCCAGCUUCUACAAAGAUUUUAAUCUCGCCCAGCAGGGCGAGCCUGGCUAUGAUAAAACUGCCAGUCUUAUCGGUGCUAUGAACGGUCUUAACUCUGCUGGGUCUGCCUUUGGCUGUGCCUUUGUCUCGUGGUCUGCAGACGCUUACGGGAGAUUGCGGUCCCUGCAACUCGGUUCACUAAUCCUUAUUCUUGGGGCCGCUUUGUGUGCCGGCUCAGUUAACAUUCCUAUGUUUUUGGUUGCGCGAUUCAUUGCUGGAUUUGGCAUUGGGAUUCUGGUCACUGCUAUCCCCAUGUACCAAGCUGAGGCGUCCGCCCCUAGCUCACGUGGUUUCAUGGUCUCCAUGCAUGGUGUUAUGUUUGCUGUCGGGUAUUCGCUGGCUUCCUGGAUUGGCUUUGGAUGCUAUUUCAUGUCGGCGGCUGGCAACAUGUCUUCUUUUGCAUGGCGAUUCCCCCUUGCCUUCCAAGCAGCUCCCGCCAUCCUGUUACUUAUUGGUUCUCCAUGGCUACCGUUCUCUCCGCGAUGGCUGCUUGACAAAGGUCGUCAGAAGGAGGCUCGUGAGAUUCUGAUACGGCUACAUCGUACGGCAGACGAUCCAAAUGAUGUUGCUGCCGAAAAAGAAUAUUUUCAAAUGCAAAAGCAGCUCGAACUUGAUCGGCAAAUCAAGCAGAAUACGGGCAAAUGGGACAUUUUCAAGACCAGUGCGAAUCGUCGCCGAGCGUUUGUCGGGUUUGCUCUCAUGUUUGGAAAUCAGUUCACGGGUGUUCUGAUCAUUGCCAAUUACGGCGUCCUGCUUUAUGCGUCACUUGGCAUGAAGACAUUUAUGCCCCUGCUUCUGUCCGCUCUCUGGGUCACGGCGUCCUUCCCUGGCAACGUUUUCACCGCCUUCUUUGUCGACCGCCUUGGCCGUCGAUUCUUCCUUCUCACUGGACUUAGCGGCAUUCUUGUCACCCUCGUUAUGGAAUGCUGGACUCAAGCGGUCUAUCUCGGAACCGACAAUGCCGGAGGCCAAAAAGCAGCCGUCUUUUUCCUCUUCCUGUUCAUCUUUUUCUGGUCCACUUUCCUCGACGCCACACAGUUCCUUUAUCUUGCCGAAAUAUUCCCUACGCACAUUCGCAGCCAGGGUAUGUCGCUAGGCAUGGCGGGAAUGUUCGCAGCGUCGAUCAUCGUGCUUGUCAGCGGACCCAUUGCCUUGGAUCAUAUUAAGUGGAAAUUCUUCUUCGUUCUUAUUUGCCCUACUGCGCUCCAUUUGGCAGGUGUAUAUUUCUUGUAUCCAGAGACGAAGCAGAGGAGCUUGGAGGAUAUCAAUGCCGCGUUCGGAGAGAAGGUCGCUGUGAACUUUUACGGCGCUACGGAGGAAGAUGAGCAGAUGUACGCUAAAGCGAUGGAGCAACGAGGACAAAGUGUUGAUGCGGAUGCGGCCGCUGUGCCGUCGGAGGACGAAAAGUCUCCAUCUCAUAUCGAGACUGCGUCAAAGGUCUGA
Messenger RNA from Uncinocarpus reesii 1704, 1593 nucleotides. RefSeq lists its product as uncharacterized. Gene Ontology annotation, cellular component: membrane. The record is from RefSeq and is a predicted model, not a curated record. The transcript is spliced from 3 exons. Lineage: Eukaryota; Fungi; Ascomycota; Eurotiomycetes; Onygenales; Onygenaceae. Gene Ontology annotation, molecular function: carbohydrate:proton symporter activity. The coding region runs from base 1 to 1593 and encodes 530 amino acids. Gene Ontology annotation, biological process: transmembrane transport; carbohydrate transport.